Molecule: messenger RNA, 2543 nt
Organism: Culex quinquefasciatus (southern house mosquito)
Lineage: Eukaryota; Metazoa; Arthropoda; Insecta; Diptera; Culicidae
Gene: Mcm7
Product: DNA replication licensing factor Mcm7
Exons: 3
Coding region: 147-2300 (717 amino acids)
Biological process (GO): DNA replication initiation; double-strand break repair via break-induced replication; DNA replication
Cellular component (GO): nucleus; MCM complex
Molecular function (GO): single-stranded DNA binding; single-stranded DNA helicase activity; ATP binding
Source: RefSeq, a predicted model, not a curated record
UGCCGAACGCCAUCGCCAUUCGUUGUCCACUGCUUCACCACCUAAGAAGCAUAAAUUUAACGCUUUGUUCGAAUUAAACUGCUUGUUUCUGGUUGAUUUUAAGUUUUGGUUUAAAAUUUGAUUCUGCUUCAAUUAGUUUGACGAAAAUGCAGCGAGAUUACACCGCCGACAAGGAGACCAUCAAGUCGUUCCUGUCCGAGUUCCACAAGGAGGACGAUGGCGGCAAGAAGGUGUUUGUUUACGCCCGGCAGAUGACCAACAUUGCCCACCGGGAGCAGGUCGGAUUGACGGUGGACCUGGAUGAUGUGGCCUCGUACAACGAUCAGCUGGCGGAGGCGAUCCAGAAGAACGCACGGCGUUACAUCAAGCUGUUUUCGGACACGGUGUUUGAGCUGUUGCCGUCGUACAAAGAACGGGAAGCGAUCAACAAGGAUCCGUUGGAUAUUUACAUUGAGCAUCGGCUGUUGAUGCAGUCCCGGACGCGGAACCCGAACGAGCCGCACGAUGCGCGGAACACGAUUCCGGCCGAGCUGGUCAAGCGUUACGAGGUGUACUUCAAGGCACCGAGCAUGUCGAAGGCGGUUUCGAUUCGGGAGGUUAAGGCGGAGAGCAUCGGCAAGUUGGUCACGGUUCGAGGAAUCGUCACCCGGUGCACCGAGGUGAAGCCCAUGAUGACGGUGGCCACUUAUACGUGUGACCGUUGUGGUGCUGAGACAUACCAACCGGUGAGCUCGAUGAGCUUCAUGCCGACGAUCGAUUGUCCGUCGGAGGAUUGCCGGGUGAACAAAUCUGGCGGCCGUUUGUACCUGCAGACGCGUGGUUCCAAGUUUAUGAAGUUUCAGGAGAUUAAGAUCCAGGAGCACAGCGAUCAGGUUCCGGUGGGACAUAUUCCGCGCUCGUUGACCGUGAUGUGCCGCGGAGAAACGACUCGUAUGGCUCAACCCGGAGAUCACGUCGUAAUCAGCGGAAUCUUUUUGCCCAUUCAGCGAAGUGGCUUCAAGGCCAUGGUUUCGGGACUGCUGAGCGAGACAUUCCUGGAAGCGCACCGGAUCGUGUGUCUGAACAAGUCCGACGAUGGUGAGACGAGCAACGAGCUGACUCCGGACGAGCUGUCGGAACUGGCCAAGGAUGACUUUUAUACGCGGAUUGCGAGCAGUUUGGCGCCGGAGAUUUACGGUCAUUUAGACGUGAAGAAGGCGCUGCUGUUGCUGCUGGUUGGCGGAGUUGAUCGCAGCCCGGAUGGCAUGAAGAUUCGUGGCAACAUCAACAUCUGCCUGAUGGGAGAUCCUGGUGUGGCCAAGUCGCAGAUGUUGGGCUACAUCGAUCGGUUGGCGGUUCGUAGUCAGUACACAACGGGUCGUGGUUCUUCAGGAGUUGGUUUGACUGCCGCCGUCAUGAAGGAUCCGCUGACCGGGGAGAUGAUGCUCGAAGGAGGUGCGCUGGUUCUGGCCGAUCAGGGCGUUUGCUGCAUCGACGAGUUUGACAAGAUGGCCGAUACCGACCGAGUUGCUAUCCACGAGGUCAUGGAACAGCAGACGAUUUCCAUCGCCAAAGCAGGCAUCAUGACCUGCCUGAAUGCUCGCGUGUCGAUUCUUGCCGCGGCCAAUCCGGUGUACGGCCGUUACAACCCACGACGCACCAUCGAGCAGAACAUCCAACUGCCGGCCGCUCUCCUCUCCCGUUUCGACCUUCUCUGGCUCAUCCAAGACAAACCGGACCGCGACAACGAUCUUCGUCUGGCCAAGCACAUCACCUUCGUCCACAGCCACGGAAAGCAGCCGCCAUCGCGCAUCAAGACUCUGGACAUGUCGCUGAUCCGCCGGUACAUCGCACUGUGCAAGCGCAAAGUGCCGGUCAUCACGCCGGAACUGUCCGAGUACAUCGUCAACGCGUACGUCGAAUUGCGCCGCGAGGCACGCAACAACCGCGACAUGACCUUCACCUCGGCCCGUAACCUGCUGGGAAUUUUGCGCCUCUCGACCGCCCUUGCCCGGCUCCGUCUGGCCGACGAGGUCGACAAAGACGACGUGCAGGAAGCGCUCCGCCUGCUGGAAAUGUCCAAGGACUCGCUGAACCAAACCGAGCAGAAGACCACUCACGUCCAAAACACGUCGGACAAAAUCUUCGCGCUGGUGCGGGAGUUGGCCGGGGCGAGCAAGACGGUCAAGAUCUCGGACGUGAUGGAGCGCUGCACGACCAAGGGCUACAAGCCGGACCAGGUGGACGCCUGCAUCGAGGAGUACGAGGAGCUGAACGUGUGGCAGGUCAACCAGACGCGGACGAAAAUUACCUUUAUCUAAGCGAAGUUGUGUGCGCGUGUGUUUUUAUACCUACUCUCAUUUUUUUCAUCCUUUCUGUUAGCGAUUAAAUGCAGUUUUUUUUGUAUUCGCAUAUUUUGUCACCUGGAUUGAAUAAUGAAUCAUUGAACGUCUUAAUUCUCCUCUAGCUUUCUCAUCCAGGUGGUUCACAUGUUUGCCCUUAGUACAAUGUUGUAAGAGACUAGAAUUAAGUUUUAUAAGCAAUAAAACUUGACUUUGAAUAAA